Lolium perenne is the source of this 1104-nucleotide messenger RNA. RefSeq lists its product as uncharacterized. The record is from RefSeq and is a predicted model, not a curated record. NCBI's taxonomy places the organism in Eukaryota, Viridiplantae, Streptophyta, Magnoliopsida, Poales, Poaceae.
GCCUCCCCGGUUGCUCCGCUUCAUCGGCCACAACCACGGCGAUCCGUCCCGCGGCGGCAGCAGGUGCAGCAAUGGCGCUCUCCGCCUCCCGUCCGCAGCUCCUCGUACGUCCCUUCCUUCGCGGCUUCCACGCCUCUGCGCAGGCUCUGGCGAGGGUGGAGCCGCACGAUUUCUCGAAGCCGAGCGAGUACCUCGGGAGCUGGGAGCCCUCGGCGGCGGGCGACCCCCGGGAGGCAUGGGCGCGACUGGAGCGGCUGCGCAAGGGGUACGCGCACGACGUGCGGGGUCUGCGGCGGCAGUACGCCUACGAGGUGCAGCUGCUAGAGGCCGAGCGGCAGCGCAAGGCGGAGGCCCGCGUCGAGGCCGCCCGCAUCGCCAACGAGGAGCGCAAGGCUGCCAAGGCCGCCGCCGCGCAGACGCGGGCAGCCGAACGACGCGCUUUCGAGCUCGAUUUCCGCCAGGCGCUUAUGAAAGAAAGAGCUCAGAAGCUGGAGAGCUGGAGGGAGAAGGAGAAGCUGAAAGCGCAGAAGAAAGCGGAAGACAGGGAGCUCUUGCGCAGGAAGAGCUCUAUGUGGGUUGCUGAGGAUAAACUGGAAACCAAAGUUCUUCAGGCUAUCAUGCAUACCACACCUCUCUGAGGUUGAUCCAUUCGUGCAAGUGUUUGGUCCUGAUGCUAAAAAGAACUCAACGAACAAGCACAUAAGCCACUAGCCAACAGAGUGACACCCAGUUAUCUCUGAUCUGGAUGUAACUGGAGAUGCUUUGGACACAUAAAGGUUAGACAGUCUUUGUGUUUUGUUCUCAUUGAGCUUAUGGAGGCAUGGAAACUGACAAAUAAAAGGGGCAGCAAUAUUUGCUCCUAGUGAUGUACAAAAUAUCUGCAUUGUGUGUAUCACAAGCAAAGGAUUGAACUCUUCAAAUUAAAGGCAUACAUAUUUUAGGGAGCGCAGCAGUAUGUAGUGUUGCGGUUAAAUCCAAGGGUUCAAGGUAGUUGUGAUGUAACUGAAAUCCUGUGUACCAUUGCAAGAGCACAAUUUGCUGUGAAAUAAUGCAUAACUUAUUGGUUCAGAGGACCCGAAUUUCAAAAUACGUUUUUAGAUGGCA